CCAAAAAAGAUGCUUCACUAUCCAAAAUCUUUCCUCUAGUUUUUUCACUUUUCCCUCUCUCUCUCUGCCAAAAACUGGAGGAUUCUCCACUUCGGGCUCGCUCUUUUCUUCCGGGUCGACCCGGCUGCGAAUCCGGACCCUAAUAUCAGCACAGCAGCAUUGUGAAGGGGAUUUCGUUUUUGAAGCUCAUUCUUGUCUCUACUUCACUUUUUUUGAGCUGGGUUUUCCCUUUCCCCAUCUGGGGUUCUCUGAUUUUAGGGCAAUCUGAAAUUAGCGUCUCUGUUUUGGGCUAAAAAGUUCCUUUAUCAACCAUUUUUCCGUUCCCCCUUUCUGAUCCCAACUGGGUUUCACUUCCGCUUUCGCUUUCCCCUCUAAAAGAGCCUUUUCUUCUCACUCUUCUUCUUCUGGGGCAGCUGAAAAUGUUGAAGAACAGUGGUAAAAUGGGUUGGUUCUUCAAAGCUUUCGUGGGUUUGGUUUCGUUUUUUUCACUGGUGUGUUCUGUGGCGGCCAUCGGAGCCAACUGGGGAACUCAGGCGACGCAUCCGCUGCCGCCGGAGACGGUGGUCGGAAUGCUGAGGGACAACCAGAUUCAGAAAGUGAAGCUCUUUGAUGCUGAUUAUGGAACUCUCAGAGCUCUGGGUAAGACUGGGAUUGAGGUCAUGGUUGGGAUUCCAAAUGAUAUGCUCUAUUCUCUUGCAAGUAGUGUGAAAGCAGCUGAAAAAUGGGUUUCUAAAAAUGUCUCUGUUCAUAUUUCCACCAAUAAUGUUAACAUCAGAUAUGUUGCUGUAGGGAAUGAGCCUUUCUUGUCAACUUACAAUGGAAGCUUCCUUAAAACAACCUUUCCUGCUCUGCAGAAUGUUCAGUCUGCUCUGAUAAAAGCCGGUCUCGCCAACCAAGUAAAGGUAACCGUUCCCCUGAAUGCUGAUGUCUACGCGAGCUCCACCACUUUUCCAUCUGGUGGCGACUUCCGGACUGACAUACAUGAUUUGAUGAUCAACAUCGUCAAGUUCUUGAGCGACUCUGGUUCUCCGUUCACAGUGAACAUUUACCCCUUCAUCAGUCUCUAUAGCGACCCCAACUUUCCUGUUGAAUAUGCUUUCUUUGAUGGCAAUGCAUCUCCCAUAGUCGAUGGUGGGACAUCAUAUUUCAACAUGUUCGAUGCAAAUUAUGACACCCUUGUGUGGGCGCUUCAGAAGAAUGGCUUUGGAAACUUACCGAUCAUAGUCGGGGAGAUCGGUUGGCCUACGGACGGGGAUCGAAAUGCCAACCCCAUCUAUGCUCAACGGUUCAACCAAGGCUUCAUGUCACAUAUACUAGGUGGAAAAGGAACACCGAUGAGGCCAGGUCCAAUCGACACCUAUUUAUUCAGCCUAAUCGACGAAGACGCGAAGAGCAUUGAUCCAGGGAACUUCGAACGCCAUUGGGGCAUAUUCUACUACGAUGGUCGACCAAAAUACCAGCUCAACCUCGGAACUUCAAACAACGGGUCCUUAGUCGCAGCCAGAGGCGUGCGUUAUCUAGAAAAAAAGUGGUGCGUGAUGAAGCGAUCAGCCCGCCUCGAGGAUUCGCAAGUCGCACCGAGCGUAAGCUAUGCGUGUUACCACGCCGAUUGCACCAGCCUCGGGUACGGCACGUCGUGUUCAAGCGUAGAUGCAAGGUUGAACAUUUCAUAUGCAUUCAACAGCUAUUACCAGAGGAACAAUCAGGGAGAGGAUGACUGCAAGUUCUCAGGGUUGGCAGAAGUGACAAAUAAUGAUCCAAGUUUUGGGAAUUGCAGGUUUGAUAUAAUGAUAGAGCCAUAUUAUGGAGCUGCAGAAGGAAGAGGGUGCUGUUUCAAAAAGCACUUGAUGUUGCUUUCUGGGCUGCUUCUUGUGUUGACUUUUCUGUGAAGUCCUUUUGGAGUUUGUGUAUUCUAAUUUAUUUGUUCUUGUUUUCAGAUUUGUUUUCUAAUCUGUAGAAUUGUAUCCUUGCUGGAGUUGGAAUGCCGAAAGUGAAAUUGUUAAGAGGCUAAGGCCAUGUUUCCCCAAUGAAAGAAAAACGUGGGACCCACUCUAAAAAUAGGGGAUCAUUCUUCCAACAUUAUCCUCUAAAGUUUCAACAAUCCCAUUCAUAUUUUCGGAUA
This is a messenger RNA of Momordica charantia (bitter melon), 2122 nucleotides long. RefSeq names its product O-Glycosyl hydrolases family 17 protein. Gene Ontology annotation, biological process: carbohydrate metabolic process. NCBI's taxonomy places the organism in Eukaryota, Viridiplantae, Streptophyta, Magnoliopsida, Cucurbitales, Cucurbitaceae. Gene Ontology annotation, molecular function: hydrolase activity, hydrolyzing O-glycosyl compounds. The record is from RefSeq and is a predicted model, not a curated record.